This is a messenger RNA of Microdochium trichocladiopsis, 357 nucleotides long. RefSeq lists its product as uncharacterized. The record is from RefSeq and is a predicted model, not a curated record. Lineage: Eukaryota; Fungi; Ascomycota; Sordariomycetes; Xylariales; Microdochiaceae. Bases 1 to 357 code for a protein of 118 amino acids. The transcript has a single exon.
AUGCGCCCCUCUUCCACCGUAGGCCUUGCCGCUGUAGCCCUUGCUAGUGUCGCCGAAGCGAGACAAAUCUUUCAAUACAUCAACCUGUCGGUCGGCGUCACCUGGGCUACCAUCACGACCGCCGAUGGCAAGACCCACAACUACGGCUGGUUCCUCGACGGAUGCAAGAACACCUUUGACUUCCUCAGAGAGACUUGCAUCGACUACGGCAGGGAGCGGGCUCAUGUCAUCUUCGCCGACGACGGCAGGAAGAUCUGCUUCGAGUUGACGAAGAAGGACGGUGGUUCAAACUGCAGUCCGAACAGGUGUGACCACUACGAGUACAGGACGUACACGGAGGUUGGCUGUUCCUGGUAG